Odontomachus brunneus is the source of this 1470-nucleotide messenger RNA. RefSeq lists its product as uncharacterized. The transcript has 2 exons. Lineage: Eukaryota; Metazoa; Arthropoda; Insecta; Hymenoptera; Formicidae. The record is from RefSeq and is a predicted model, not a curated record. The coding region runs from base 371 to 901 and encodes 176 amino acids.
UGGAAAUCUGUUUAUCGUGAAAAAUUAUUUAGUAAAUCGAUCAUAUUAGAUCUACAAUUUUAAUAUUAUUAAUAUUAUACAUAACAAUAAAGGUAAAAAAAACAAGAAAAAGAAACAGUUUCUUUUAGAUACAAAAGAGAAUAACCUCUAAAUUCUUAAAUGUUUCUUAUUAUAUUAAAUACAAACCGAUGAAAUGUUAUUCCAUAAUAUCGAGCUUUGUUGGUUAUGCCACAUGCCUGACAAUAUACCAUUUUUAUAACUUAUUUGUUAUAACUUUUUUUUAUUUUUCAACGUUUUAUAAGCAACUGAACUAAACACACUAUACACGCAUAAAAACACGCUAUAGCAGCUGAAAACAUGCGCAUUGCGCAUGUCACAAAAGUGGGUACACAAGAUGGCUGCUGGAUUUCUUCCGUCCCCAGUAAAUCGUACCCCCACUACCGAUAUGCUCUCUCCUUUCUUUCUUUACUCUUUGGGGGCACGCACCUUCCUAACCUACAAUUCGAUGUCUGUAUAUACUGCGACGUGGUUCGCGUAUCGUGUCCCAGGUCGGCCGCGAGCUUUCUCUCGCGACUCGACGCUCACGUCCAAAUUCGCUCAGGCGAAUUUAUUCCACGACUAUUUCGAGUUCUUUAGCAAUUACGAUUGGGCGCUAGGUGCGGAAACGGCCACACCACCAAGGAGUCGGACUUCCAGAAACCAUCGUACGAUCGGCGAUAAACCGCCCGGUGAUGAACGGGCGCGACUAGCUCCUCGAGAGCGUUUGUCUGCGGAGGCUGGGAUCUCAGAGGAUAUUCGAUUGUUACUCAGGAUGAUGACCUCGACGACAUAUCUCAAAGUCAAAGUGAUUAGAGCUGAGUCGCUUCUACGGAAUAUUUACCCUAUUUUCUAUUUAGAUUAAUCAUAAUAAUUUGUUAAAAGUCUAAAAGCAGUGAUGAAAUCACUAAUAUACAUUAUACCAGUAUUCGUCGGAUAUUUAAUGUUGAUCCAUUAUUCCAAUGUUAGUAAAUAUAUUAUAAUGUUAUGUGAAUACUAUAGGAAUACAUUAUAUAAGUAUAACUCUUAAAAAUAUCAUUGGAACUGUUGGAAUUUUUGCAUGUCGGUCAAUCGUUAAAAGACGUUUAGCAUGCUCAGAACAUGAAUGGAAAAUCGCUAUAGAUAAAAAAAAUAUUUUUUUCAAAGGGUUAGUUUACUUAAAUUAACAUUUAUAGCAUAGAAAAGACCAAGGCUAGAUGCUCUAUAUUUUAGAAUGUCGAAGUUACAACUUGUUAGAUAACUAAUUGUUGUGACUAACUAUAUAAACAUGAUAGAGACAACUUCAUAAUAGAGGUUUUUUCUAUGUAUUUAUGUCCGUCACGACCCUGUUAACCGUAUAUUUUAUUUUAUAAUAACCAAAAUAAGAACAUGCAGCAACAUUGUUAUCUUAUUUCGAUAUCAGAUUCAGUUUCUCAGCAGCAUAGAGUAAAGAAA